Lathyrus sativus (Indian pea) is the source of this 2655-nucleotide messenger RNA. NCBI's taxonomy places the organism in Eukaryota, Viridiplantae, Streptophyta, Magnoliopsida, Fabales, Fabaceae. The record is from the annotation of a GenBank genome assembly.
AUGGGAGCGCCAGCGCCAGAGAAAUCACAGACCAACGCUAGUUCGAUGCAGCGGGUCAAGGUGUACCGUCUGAAUGAAGAUGGAAAAUGGGAUGACCAGGGUACUGGGCAUGUAACUAUUGAUUAUUUGGAGAGAUCGGAGGAUCUGGGCUUAUAUGUUUAUGAUGAAGAAGACAAUGAGACCAUACUCUUGCAUCGUGUCAGUUCUGAUGAUAUUUAUAGGAAGCAAGAAGAUUCAAUAAUCUCAUGGAGGGACCCAGAAUAUGCCACAGAACUGGCGCUUAGCUUUCAAGAGCCUAGCGGAUGCUCUUACAUAUGGGACCAUAUUUGCAAUGUCCAGAGGAAUAUGCAUUUCAGUACUUUAAAUAGUGAGACAUUUCAGAGCACUAACAGUGAGUUGAAGGAAUUGCCUGCUGUUGAACUAACAACACUCCCUUUGAUUCUUAAGACCGUUGUUGACAGCAGCAUUUCAGAUCAAAUACGAAUAGCUGAGCUACUAUCAAGUAAUCAAGAAUUUUUCCGGAAGCUGAUGGGGUUAUUUAGAGUGUGUGAAGACUUAGAAAACAUGGAUGGCCUUCGCACAAUUUUCAAAAUUGUCAAAGGGAUCAUUUUACUUAAUAGUCCACCACUUCUUGAGAGAAUUUUCAAGGAAGAGUUCAUAGUGGACAUUAUCGGUGCCCUUGAGUAUGAUCCAGAAGUUACCUGUGUUCAGCAUCAUCGUAAAUUCUUAAAGGACCAUGUUGUUUUUAAGGAGGCCAUACCUAUAAAAGACCCCAUUGCUCUGGAGAAGAUACAUCAGACAUAUAGAGUUGGUUAUUUAAAGGAUGUUGUUUUGUCUAGAAUAUUAGAUGACGCGACUUGCGCAACCAUUAACUCCAUAAUACAUGCAAACAAUGCCUUUGUUAUUGCUAUGUUGAAGGAUGACAGUACAUUUAUCCAGGAGUUGUUUGCUAGGUUAAAAUCAUCCGCUACCUCUCAAGAAUCAAAGAAGAACUUGGUUCAUUUCUUGUAUGAGUUUUGCAGUGUAAGCAAGAGCUUACAAAUGGUCCAGCAGCUUCGGCUUUUUAGGGAUCUGAUGAAUGAAGGCAUCUUUGACAUUAUCAGCGAUGUUCUGCAAAGUCAAGACAAGAAGCUUGUGCUAACUGGAACAGACAUCCUCCUUCUUUUUAUGAAUCAAGAUCCUAAUCUUCUGAGAUCAUAUGUUGUUCGGCAGGAGGGAAUUGCUCUUCUAGGACUCUUGGUUAAGGGAAUGGUAACUGACUUCGGAGAGAGCAUGCACUGCCAGUUUCUUGAGAUUCUUCGAAUUUUAUUGGACUCAAGCACAUUGACUGGACCACAGAGGGACACUAUCAUUGACAUCUUCUUUGAGAAGCAUUUGGGUCAACUUAUUGAGGUUAUAACGGCGUCAUGUCCCUCAGACAUUAUUGCCGAUGCAAGUUGCAAAUCCUUAGGUCCUGAACAAGGUGUUCAGUUUCAGCAUGGAACAAAACCAGAGAUAUUAUCGAACAUAUGUGAAUUACUAUGCUUUUGUGUCCUUCAUCACCCAUACAGGAUAAAGGGCAAUUUUCUUGUCAAUAAUGCAAUUGAGAAAAUUUUGCUACUGACACGGAGAGCAGAAAGAUACUUAGUUGUCUGUGCUGUCCGGUUUGUUCGAACUGUUCUCUCCCGCAAUGAUGAACAUAUGAUAAAUUAUUUCAUUAGGAAUAACAUUCUCAAACCAAUUAUAGACGCCUUUGUUGCUAAUGGUAAUCGUUACAAUCUUCUCAACUCUGCUGUUCUGGAACUUUUUGAGUUUAUUCGGAAGGAGAAUCUGAAAUUAUUGCUAAAACACCUAGUUGAUUCUUUUUGGGGUCAGCUGUUGAAAUUCGAGCAUUUGGCUUCAAUUCACUCAUUGAGAGUAAAAUAUGAGCAGUGUGUGGAUAAUGGUGGGACAGAUGCUGCUGCGGUAGUGGACCUUCGAAGACGAAUUGAUGAGCGUGCUGUUGAGAGAGAAGAGGAAGAACGCUACUUUAAUGAGGACAGUGAUGAAGAGGAUGCAGCGUCUGCAUCUGUUUCACGUGAUCCUAAAGGUCAUCAACAACCUAUUCUUUCCAAUGGAGUUGCUUCAAACCAUCUGCAAUCAAGUCGAAGGUCACUGGUCGACUAUGAAGAUGACGAGGAUGAUGAAGAUUAUAAGCCACCACCAAGGAAGCAGAAAGAAGCAUCAGAGGAAGAUGAGGGGAUAAUGGAGUCUCUCAGGCUGAAAAGGAAACUUCCUUCAAAGGAUAAAGAACCCGAAGUUGCGAAGAAGCAGAAGUUAACAAAGAAUUCAAAAUCUAAAGAAAGUGUUUUUGCUGCCUUGUGUUCAACAUUGAGCCAAGCUGUGCUGCCCAGUAAGAAAUCUGCAACCAAUAUUCAUACAGAUGAUCAGACAGUUGAAGGGAGGAUGAGUUCUAGUGAAGACAAUCAGGAAGACAGACAAAAUGAUUCUAGAAGCAGCUCUGAUGAUAGCAACAUAGGAGGAGCGGAAGAUAACCACGCGGAGAAAGAUACUUCAGCCUCUAGAAGUUUUUCUGAUCGUUUACAUGCAAAAUCCGAUAACAUAGAAUUGGGUGGCGAGGAACGUCCCCUGGUUCCCCCUAAAUCGUCGCCAGAGAUGGCUGUAAAUGGAUCAUAA